CACCAACAUCUGCGGAAUGAGGUUCUUGGUCGCCUUCGUUGGCCUGUUGUGUGUGGCGAGAGCAGCAUUAUCCUUCCAUCUUCCUGCUGCCCAAUCCCCACUCUCCCUUGGCCUUCUUGCUGGGGAUGUGGCUGUUGACCGGGGGACCUCUCCACGCCUUAUGGCCACUGAUGAUGGUGAUUCACGUAUGAUGAGGGACGCCUCUGCUUCUGAUUCAGCUUCAUCUUCUGAAGAGUCUGAUGAUUCUAGCAAUUCGUCUUCACGCAUGAAGGGGGAUACUUCUGAAAAGGCUGAUGAUUCUAGCAAUUCGUCUUCACGCAUGACGGGGGAUACUUCUGAAGAGGCUGAUGAUUCUAGCAAUUCGUCUUCACGCAUGACGGGGGAUACUUCUGAAGAGGCUGAUGAUUCUAGCAAUUCGUAGCGGCAGCCCAACAAGGGAAAGCAGUGAGGAGGCAGCGCACUAACUACUGCACCCCGUCAUUACAAGGACAUGACAAUUAGGUUAGGUUUAAGUUGGGUCAGCUUUAGUCAUACAUGUCGAGGUAUCUUUGUGUGGGAAUAACAAUGAAAGUAUUUCCUAGAAUAUCUAGUGACUAGUUUCGGAGCGACAGGCGGCUGUCAUCACAGGGGAGCGCAUGUACUGCCAUAGGAAAAAUGUGACCCGGCACGCUAAGGCCCUGCAGCACGCGCCCUCACAUUCACUGCUCAGUAAUAAAAUUAAAUGGAAAAUAAAUUAAUUAUAAUAGAUAAAAAAAAUAAUAAAUAAAAAAAUAAAUGAAAUAGAAUAGAUAAAAAAAAUACACUUAAUAAAUAAAUGAAAACUGAAUAAAAGGAAAACGUAAUAAAAAUAAGAAUAAAAAAAUGAUUACAUAAAAUGAAAAUGCAAAUGAAUAAUCGGAAAUU
Messenger RNA from Scylla paramamosain (green mud crab), 903 nucleotides. RefSeq lists its product as uncharacterized. The record is from RefSeq and is a predicted model, not a curated record. Lineage: Eukaryota; Metazoa; Arthropoda; Malacostraca; Decapoda; Portunidae. The transcript is spliced from 3 exons. The coding region runs from base 17 to 421 and encodes 134 amino acids.